AUGUUAACAAGAUUCUGCCAAGGACGUGUAAAUCAACUUGGCGGCGUUUUCAUCAACGGACGACCUCUUCCAAACCACAUUCGUCUCAAAAUUGUUGAACUUGCGGCCGCUGGCGUUCGACCUUGCGUCAUUUCACGCCAACUUCGCGUUUCCCACGGUUGUGUUUCGAAAAUUCUCAAUCGAUAUCAGGAAACUGGAAGUAUCAGACCAGGAGUCAUUGGUGGCAGUAAACCUCGCGUAGCUACACCAGAAAUUGAAAACCGAAUCGAAGAAAUGAAAAAAGAAAAUCCGGGAAUUUUCUCAUGGGAAAUUCGUGAGCAACUAAUCAAAGAAGGAAUCUGUGAUAAGCAAACAGCGCCUUCUGUAAGCUCCAUUAGUCGACUACUGCGUCAGAAAAAUGGCGACGACAGCGAAAGCGAAGUUCACAACAGUUACACUAUUCAAGGAAUUCUCGGACAAUCUGAUGAAAGCGACACCGAAUCGGAACCUGGCAUUCAAUUAAAAAGAAAGCAAAGACGAUCACGCACAACUUUUAAUGGCGAACAACUUGAAGCUCUUGAACGUGCUUUUGCACGAACACAAUAUCCUGAUGUUUAUACACGCGAAGACUUAGCACAUUCAACAAAUUUGACGGAAGCACGCGUUCAAGUUUGGUUUUCUAAUCGACGCGCUCGUUUGCGGAAACAAAUGAAUUCACAACAAGUUCCUACAUUCAGUUCCAAUCUUUCGGCAUAUCCGACACAAUACGACACAUCACUCCAAAUCUCUUCACCACAAGUGUCGUUUCCAGCCCCAAUGCAAUCAUGGACGCAAAGUUAUACAAUGAAUAGCAGUCAACAAUCACCACAAUCAGCUUUCAAUCAUCUACCACCUCCGAUGGUUGCUAGUUCGGCUGCAUUGAGUCCCGCUUCAUUGAGUUCGAGCCCAGUACAUGGUGCAACGUCUUCUGCACCACCCACAACCUCAACCUCAUCGAUCUCAAGCAAUAAUAUGAACACAACAUAUAAUUAUUCAUCGAUCGCAGACACCCAAAGCAACAUUCCGAUUGGAACACAUAACCAUAUUAACUCCGCAACACCACCCACGCCUCCUGUCUCAGCGACUUAUCCAUUCUCAUACAGCAACUCAUUUGAACAACCACCACAAUGGCGAAGUGGAAUGAGCAUGCAAAGCAAGCCUACAAUGCCAGUUUCAGGAGCUGCUUUCGAAUGGGAUGCCUACAGUUCCUUUUUUGCUAGUAACAUGAACCAUUAUGGACAAGCAACACCAAAUGGACAUCCAACAUCUUUAUCGCCUUCAAAUGGUGACUCGAAAUCUUAUCAUGGUCUUGAAAUCAAUCGUGUUCAUUAA
Messenger RNA from Clunio marinus, 1350 nucleotides. Lineage: Eukaryota; Metazoa; Arthropoda; Insecta; Diptera; Chironomidae. The record is from the annotation of a GenBank genome assembly.